AAGAAUGCUUUUGUCUCUGGAGGAAAUGGCAGAAGGCAUCAUGUCUUAUAUCAUAGGUAAAAAUGCUUUUGUCUCUGGAGGAAAUGGCAGAAGGCAUCAUGUCUUAUGUCAUAGGAUUCAGAAGGAAGCCUGUAAGCUUGCAGUGCAGAGACUUACAAAGUGUUGUGAAUAUAACCUACCAGGUCAGAAGACUCCUGACGUCAUGAAUGAGGUGAUAGCGGCAUGUCUACAGAAUAUUGUCACGCUGAUCAAAAAGAAUCCUGAAAAUACAUCCUCAAUUGUCACUGAUCAUCUGCUAUCAACAUCUGCAAUUGUCAAAGCUGUUGGAACCAAACCGCUUUCAUUGUCCCCAUCACUCAUUCAAGCCUGGAAAAGUUUGGUGAGAAAUGGGCUGAGGAUCUGUUACCAGUCUACAGAUAUGCUCCAGCUCUUGACUCGUCUGGUGAAAAUGAUCUACAGCAAUGCUAAGGGUGUGAAUCAAGAAGUAGAUGCAGAGAUCAACAACCCUCUUCCAUUACCAGUUCUCUAUCAAAUUGUCCUGAGUCAUUCUUUGUUUCUGCCAACACUCCUUGAAGAUUGUGAUGGAAAUAUGCCAACUAAAGAAUCAUUGGUAUUGUUGAUGUUGGCCAUAGUUGAAUUGGAGCCAAGAUGCUGUCAGGAAGCUCAUUAUGCUGUACUCGUUGGAGCAUACAACGUCACCAGAAAUAUUACUGACACUACCUUGAUGAAGCUAAUGCAACAUUACCAGAAGAAUCAAGCUGUUCCAUCUCAUUACAAGCUGACUGCAUGGGGACAUGCUGCAGUAUCUCAACAUCAAAUGCAAAAAGCCUUAGGGAAAUCACUAUGGCAACAACCCAGCAUGAAGGAAAUUCUUAAGCAGCUGGAGACAGAUGUGCUUAAAGAUUCAGCAUUGCACUUUCCUCUUCAUUGCAAGUUAUUGGCAGAGACUCCUUCUGAUCCGUCAGCAAGUCAGAUUUCAUCUCAGCUCUAUGAUCCCUGCUUCCUGUAUCCCUUGUUUAGUCAUCUCCUUGCACCAGGUGAGUGGAACUUAAAACUUUAUCUAAGUAAAGAAAAUUAGAGUCAAAUAAAAUCUGUAGGUUAUUAUUUGCUGGUAGUAAUACGUACAUGUAUUGCUUUGCCUCGGAAUUCUUUGUCUUCAAUCUGUGUAUGGAAUUCAUCACCAUAUUCCUGUUCAAGUUCAACGUGAACAAACGUUUUUCAUAAUGAACAUGACACACCUUGUUUAACCACCUUUGAUAAUUUCAUGACAAUAAAGGAAUCUGUCAGAUAGUUGAAUGGUUUGCCUCUCAUAUUGACUACCCAGAUGGAGAGGCUGUCUCCUUUCUGUGUUGCGAAUAUUGAAAUGUUUUUCAUCAUGGCACCAUUAUCAAACAUUGGAAACAAAUACUGUUCUCAGUAUUAUUUGGACAUUCAUUCAAAAAGAAAAAAACACAGAAUAAAAAUACAUGGAUAAAUAAUACAUGUACAUGUUUAUAGAGCCAUUACCUGGUUUGUCCACUUGCAUUUUGUGAAAAACGUCUUUUUGUUGAUGAAUUCAAAAAUAUAAGGUUGCUAACAGCAUUACCAAUUUUCCUCUUUGACAUGGAAUGCAUAAGUUAAUAUCUCUAAAAUAAUUAGAAAUGAUUUCUAGGCUUUCUUUAUUUGUAAUUAUCAAUAGCAAAUUGAAGCAUUUGAUACAGAGUUGUCAAAAAUA
Acanthaster planci (crown-of-thorns starfish) is the source of this 1714-nucleotide messenger RNA. Its product is annotated as nucleolar pre-ribosomal-associated protein 1-like. The record is from RefSeq and is a predicted model, not a curated record. Gene Ontology annotation, biological process: maturation of 5.8S rRNA from tricistronic rRNA transcript (SSU-rRNA, 5.8S rRNA, LSU-rRNA); maturation of LSU-rRNA from tricistronic rRNA transcript (SSU-rRNA, 5.8S rRNA, LSU-rRNA). NCBI's taxonomy places the organism in Eukaryota, Metazoa, Echinodermata, Asteroidea, Valvatida, Acanthasteridae. Gene Ontology annotation, cellular component: nucleolus.